Molecule: messenger RNA, 818 nt
Organism: Schistocerca serialis cubense
Lineage: Eukaryota; Metazoa; Arthropoda; Insecta; Orthoptera; Acrididae
Product: transmembrane protein 186-like
Exons: 2
Coding region: 28-804 (258 amino acids)
Cellular component (GO): mitochondrion
Source: RefSeq, a predicted model, not a curated record
UAUUUCAAAGAACAUCUUUGACAUUUUAUGGGAGUGCAAACGCAAAGUGCAAAUAAUGUAAACAGUGAAGUGCGCGUUGGUUGGAGGCAUGAGAGAUACCGAAAUAGUUUGUUGUUACGUGCUAGAAGCUAUAAUCUAAUAAAGAUGCACAGCAUUUCGGACCUUAGUAGGAUAGUAGUACGUUACGGGAGAACAAAAGUGCAUUUCAGGGGGAUGAAGACUAUGCUUCUACAUACGAAGUGUAGUUGUGAGAACAUGUUUCGAUGUUUUGGAAAUACUAUAAACAACGUUGACGAUAGUGCUUCAAGCAUAAAUACAAAUGGCGCUUCUGAUGUAUAUACACCGUUUUAUAAAUUUCAGUAUGUUCUUGCUGCAAGAAAUCUAUCCAGACUGAAGUGGUAUCAAACAGUUUGUACUGCGCUGAGUAUUCCAACAGCGCUGUGUUUGGAAGUAGCUGGUUUGGUGCCAACUGAUACUGUGAAAGCGGUUUUUAUUUUAGGUGCAAUGGGGACACUUGCUCUACACACAAUUGGUGUACUUGGCACUAAUGUAGUAGGAGCAUUGUACCUCAAUUCAUCUGAGAGCCUUGUAAAGAUUUCUUAUCUGGAUUUCUAUGGUCGCCGUAUUGAUACCAUCUGUGGUAAAGAAGAUAUAAUGUUGUUGUCUGAGUUAGCAGAUGAACCAAAUGACGUGUAUAUUUACCUCAGGCGUUACUCCACUUCACAGAAACUUAAGCUGAGUUUAAGAUUUGGAAAAAUUUUACACAUGGAUAAAUUUGUAUCAGUCUUUGGUCAAAUAAAGUAAUGUUUUAUUACCUA